CGGUGCGGGACUAGAGGCAACCCAAGGCAUGCACAAGGAAACCCCGUUCCACCUCAAGUGUUUCAUCUACGAGGCAAUCGACUGCUUGGACGACCUGAGAGCGGAGGUUAAUCGGAUAUCCUCCAGUGCUUGUCACAUAUUUUGGGAAGUGGGGAAGAGGAUUACCACGAUCCUGCCAUUUGAAAUAGAACCGAAGGGAGUGCUCGCCGACAACGAGGAGGUUGUUGGUACGGCGAGGGGGAUGAAAAUAUGGGCAACCAUUCUUGAUAUGUCAACAUCACCGAAAUGUGUUCCGUGGGAUGAUGACACCUCUUCCAAACUGUAUGCUUUCCUCAUGACAUGUUGUGGCGAAAACUGGGCCUUGAUCAUUUUCGCGCCGAUGAAACACCAGAAACAGGUGAUGCAGAGUAUGUACAACUGGGAUGAUGUUGAGGUGCUCACAGGGUCAUGGUACAGACACUAUACACCUUCGGCAACCUUGAACAAGUACAGCAAUAUUGCAAUUCGGUACAGUGACAUGAUGGCUAUUGUCCUCCACGCCGAGAACGACAAUUUGGACAAUAUAGCGGUUGCGCCGAAAUUGCGAGCCAAGUUGACAAAUUUGAACGUUGAAGAGGGUGAAUUUGUGAGGUGCUCAGGGGAGUGUAUCGGCGUGGAGGGCGACACCGACGCGGUUUAUUCUUGGAUGGAACGAGAGACAGCACGUCUCCGAAAACUGUGCAGCUCGUUCAUCAGGGAGGACGAUGGCGUGAUGCUGUUGGGCAGGGCGCAUGCGGGACUGAUUUGGGAACUCGCUCGCGCCGGACACCACGUGUUUGGGUGUGACGACACGACAAAAGAGCUCACAUACCUUUCCAAGUUUUUGGAGUUUUAUGUGAAGGAUCCGAGGAACAAAUGCAGGUUCGAAAAGCCCCAAGUCGAGCACCGCAAGGACCGGGACAUUUACUAUAAGCUCGGCAGGAAGAGGGAGAAAGUGUGGGCUUACUUGUUCGGUGACGCUCCACGGACGGCGGUUGAUAACGACUACGUCAUCAGGAAAAGUGAACUCGAGAUAAAAAUGAACGAGUACCACGGAUCGCACAUGGGUGUUUUCCACAUGUUCGUAGCGCGUUGUGAGCAUCUGUAUUUCAAUAUGAAGAAAAGAGCACUGUCAUGCAGGGACUAUGCGGACUUGGCACGUAAAGCGGGGAACUUCAACAACAUCGAUUGUGACGAAGACACGUUUAGACUCUGACCUGGACGUUCCGUCACACGCGACACAACGUUUGGCGCAGGGAGCACGUGCCGAGGAACCGCAAGGGAGCACCAACGCAGAAGCGGAGAAGGCGAGGUCGAGUUUGGGAGCGACACAUGCUAGUGAGGGAGACGUGGAACAUAGAAUGAAUGCAAGGGGAGAAA
Messenger RNA from Chara braunii, 1398 nucleotides. Lineage: Eukaryota; Viridiplantae; Streptophyta; Charophyceae; Charales; Characeae. The record is from the annotation of a GenBank genome assembly.